AUGGAUGAGCCAGGUCCCGAUCAAAUCGGUCCUUCAAUGACCCGGGAGGAGAAAUGGACUGGAAAGUUGAGACAUGUUCGCAAAGCAUUUACAACAAAGGAGGGCCUCGUUGGCUCAUACGACUAUGCCUUUCUCUUCACCCCAAAUAUCCCUUUCCUGAAGCGCGCCCGGCGUGCUGCCCCCUUCUUCGGUCUAAAUGAUAAGAUGCCCGUGUUCCUCGCUCUUCUUCUGGGGUUCCAACAUGCUCUGGCAAUGUUGGCAGGUGUCAUUACCCCGCCCAUCAUCCUUUCGGGUACCGGGGCGGCGAAUUUGAGCCUUGACGUCUCGCAGUACCUCGUCUCGACAUCCCUCAUCGUGUGCGGGUUGCUCUCAUCCAUCCAGAUCACCCGGUUCCAUAUCUACAAGUCUCCGUACUACAUCGGAACGGGCUUGAUUUCGGUGGUUGGCACAUCAUUCGCAACCAUUCCUGUGGCGCAAGGAGCUCUUCAACAGAUGUAUGACAUUGGGUACUGCCCUAAAGGCGCAAACGGUACCAAGCUUCCCUGCCCAGAUGGCUACGGUGCGAUUUUGGGGACUGCGUGCUUUUGCGCUCUUCUCGAAGUUGCCAUGAGCUUUACCAGCCCGCGGAUGCUCAAGAAGCUUUUCCCGCCCAUUGUGACCGGUCCAACUGUGUGCUUGAUCGGUGUCAAAUUGAUCGACCCAUCCACCGGUCUCUUCCGCCUUUGCCCGAACAUCAAUGCCCCACGGCCACUUCCUUGGGGCUCAGCGGAAUUCAUCGGCCUUGGAUUCAGCGUUUUCGUUACGAUCAUUCUCUGCGAGAGAUUCGGUUCGCCGAUCAUGAAGUCGACUUCCGUUGUCAUCGGUUUGCUCGUCGGUUGCAUCAUCGCUGCAACAGGAUAUUUCGACCGGUCCGGUAUCGACCGCGCUCCAGCGGUUUCGUUUAUUUGGGUCCAUACAUUUAAACUGUCUUUCUACGGCCCUAUCGUGCUACCGCUACUAGCGGUGUAUAUCGUCUUAGCAAUGGAAGUCAUCGGAGAUGUCACGGCCACUUGCGAUGUUUCGCGCUUGGAGGUUGCCGGACCGCUUUUUGAUUCCCGCAUUCAAGGGGGUGUCCUGGCUGACGGACUGAAUGGCAUAUUGGCUGGGCUUUGCACCAUUACUCCGAUGUCCACCUUUGCGCAGAACAACGGGGUCAUUGCCCUAACACGUUGCGCCAACCGCAAGGCCGGCUACGCCUGCUGCUUCUGGCUUGUCGUAAUGGGAAUUUUCUCCAAAUUUGCCGCCGCUCUUGUUGCGAUCCCACCAGCAGUGCUCGGUGGUAUGACAACCUUCCUGUUCUCCGCUGUCGCCGUCUCCGGUAUUCGAAUCGUGUCUACGGUCCCACUCGAUCGUCGAAACCGAUUUAUCCUCACGUGUGCCUUCGCUGUGGGAUUUGGGGCCACUUUGGUUCCGGAAUGGUUUGAUUACGUAUUCACAUACGACGGAGAGAAUCGUGCUUUGAUGGGAUUUUAUAAUGCGAUUGAGUUGCUCAUGGAGACCGGGUUUGCCUUGGCGGCGUUUUUGAGCUUGGUCCUCAACCUCGUCUUGCCCGAAGAAAUCGAGGACGACGCCGAACUUCCCGAAGACGAGGGAGAUAAGGUAGCCGAUGCAAGGUGUCGCAAUGAGGCGGGAGAAUUUCAAGAGGAAAGAUCGGCAUUUCAGCGGAAUCCUGAUGGCAGUGCCCGAGGACUGUACAUUUUUUGCUAG
Messenger RNA from Eremomyces bilateralis CBS 781.70, 1746 nucleotides. RefSeq names its product Xanthine/uracil permease. Bases 1 to 1746 code for a protein of 581 amino acids. The transcript has 6 exons. The record is from RefSeq and is a predicted model, not a curated record. Gene Ontology annotation, molecular function: xanthine transmembrane transporter activity. Gene Ontology annotation, biological process: transmembrane transport; xanthine transport. Lineage: Eukaryota; Fungi; Ascomycota; Dothideomycetes; Eremomycetales; Eremomycetaceae. Gene Ontology annotation, cellular component: membrane; fungal-type vacuole.